This is a messenger RNA of Loxodonta africana (African savanna elephant), 3082 nucleotides long. RefSeq names its product basic leucine zipper and W2 domains 1 (gene BZW1). Lineage: Eukaryota; Metazoa; Chordata; Mammalia; Proboscidea; Elephantidae. The coding region runs from base 136 to 1395 and encodes 419 amino acids. The transcript has 12 exons. Gene Ontology annotation, cellular component: cytoplasm; membrane. Gene Ontology annotation, molecular function: protein binding. The record is from RefSeq and is a predicted model, not a curated record.
CUCCUCCUCCUCCUCCCCCUCCUCCCCCUCCUCCUCCUCGCGUUAGUUCCGGUCGCAGAGGAGACAGCGCCGCAGUUGCCGCCACAUCGAGGGUUCCUGGCUCUUUUCUCUUCGCCUUAAAUUCGGGUGUCUUUUAUGAAUAAUCAAAAGCAGCAAAAGCCAACGCUAUCAGGCCAGCGUUUUAAAACUAGAAAAAGAGAUGAAAAAGAGAGGUUUGACCCUACUCAGUUUCAAGACUGUAUUAUUCAAGGCUUAACUGAAACUGGUACUGAUUUAGAAGCAGUAGCUAAGUUUCUUGAUGCCUCUGGAGCGAAACUUGAUUACCGUCGAUAUGCAGAAACACUCUUUGACAUUCUGGUGGCUGGUGGAAUGCUGGCCCCAGGUGGUACACUGGCAGAUGACAUGAUGCGUACAGAUGUCUGUGUGUUUGCAGCACAAGAAGACCUAGAGACCAUGCAAGCAUUUGCUCAGGUUUUUAACAAGUUAAUCAGGCGCUACAAAUACCUGGAGAAGGGUUUUGAAGAUGAAGUUAAAAAGUUGCUGCUGUUCUUAAAGGGUUUUUCCGAGUCGGAGAGGAACAAGCUGGCUAUGUUGACUGGUGUUCUUCUGGCUAAUGGGACACUUAAUGCAUCCAUUCUUAACAGCCUUUAUAAUGAGAAUUUGGUUAAAGAAGGGGUUUCAGCAGCUUUUGCUGUAAAGCUCUUUAAAUCAUGGAUAAAUGAAAAAGAUAUCAAUGCAGUAGCUGCAAGUCUUCGGAAAGUCAGCAUGGAUAAUAGACUGAUGGAACUUUUUCCUGCCAAUAAGCAAAGCGUUGAACACUUCACAAAGUAUUUCACUGAGGCAGGCUUGAAAGAGCUUUCAGAAUAUGUUCGGAAUCAACAAACCAUAGGAGCUCGUAAGGAGCUCCAGAAAGAACUUCAAGAACAAAUGUCCCGUGGUGAUCCGUUUAAGGACAUAAUUUUAUAUGUCAAGGAGGAGAUGAAAAAAAACAACAUCCCAGAACCAGUUGUCAUCGGAAUAGUUUGGUCAAGUGUAAUGAGUACUGUGGAAUGGAACAAAAAAGAGGAGCUUGUAGCAGAGCAAGCCAUCAAGCACUUGAAGCAAUACAGCCCUCUUCUUGCUGCCUUCACUACUCAAGGUCAGUCUGAGCUGACUCUGUUACUGAAGAUUCAGGAGUAUUGUUAUGACAACAUUCAUUUCAUGAAAGCCUUCCAGAAAAUAGUGGUGCUUUUUUAUAAAGCUGAAGUCCUGAGUGAAGAGCCCAUUCUGAAGUGGUAUAAAGAUGCACAUGUUGCAAAGGGGAAAAGUGUCUUCCUUGAGCAAAUGAAAAAGUUUGUUGAGUGGCUCAAAAAUGCUGAAGAAGAAUCUGAGUCUGAAGCUGAAGAAGGUGACUGAAUUUUGAAACUACACCCUCAGUAAAGCCAACAGGAGUUGUAGAUAAAAUGUCAUGUCUCAUGUGUCCUGGUUCUUACAUCUUCCUACCUCCCUAUAUCAAGCAUGGUAUAAGGGCUUUCAUGGCAAAUUUUAUUUUAACUGUUUCUAUGGUUACUGGAAAUGUUGGGUUUAGUUUCUAAAACCAUGUUUUAAGUAGCUACAGGAGCUAUAGAUUUGAAUCUAAUGUUGCAUUAGUCUUUUCAGUUAUCUUCUACCUCCUGUAUUUUCUACUGUAAUAAUGUAAUUUAAGGCCUUCCACAGUGAACAGUUCACUUUAUUCCCUGGGUUUUCUAUAUAAACAGUUUUCAAGAUAUGAUUUGGUUAAAAACAAUUUGUUAUAAAAAUUCUGUUUGCAAAUUAAACUGUAAAAGUAUCCAAAGUCUCAGAAGGCAAUGAUUUGUGUGAUAAUUUGGUAUGAAAUGAAAAGGUGGCAUAUUUUAUGCCCAGAGCCCUCUUCAUCAAUGGAAAUCUAAUAUAAUAAUUGAAUUAAUUAAUACGACUCUUGAGUGUUUGGACCACUGCUUGCAUGUUAACAUGUUUUCUUGCAUUUUUAACCUCAGACUUCCUUAAGUUCAGUUGUUUGCUCACUGGUUUUCAUUCCUUAGUGAAGACAUAGAGACCAAAGUUGAAAGUAAGGUAUUUGAGAAAUCAUAUGUGACGGAGCUGGUGGGAAGAAGAAAGUUGAGUUUUUUCCCAGAAGCUUCUGCAUUCAGUUAAUAUCUUUCCAGGCAAACCAAGUGGGUAUUCUUUCCACACAACCAUUUUCAGAUGUACCUAAGAAAAGUUGUCAUCCAAAAUAUUUUAUACAAAAUACACUUACUUAGAUUGAUAGGAAAGAACAGGUAAAGGAGUGCAGAUGAGAGAAAUUACUAAUGUUAGUUUUAAACCCAGUAAAAAUUGUUGAAAAUGUUAAGUGAUGAGCAUAUUCUAAUUGAGACACUAAGUAUAACUUAUAUUUCCUAUUGGUUUAGUGUAUUUGUUGUAAAGAAUGAAGUGCAAUGAUAAUGAUAUAUUCCACUUGGUAAUACUGGACUGGCUUCAGUUAAUGUAUUCAAUAACAAGUCAAGCAUCUGGCUAUUGACAUACCCUAGUUGCCAUUUUUUUUAAUUGCCAUGAGCCAAAUACUUCUUCCGUAUGGUUGAUCCAUCUAUGUUAAUGGCUGCCUUUUAAUCUUCAUCUUUCUUUUCUUGCUGCUACCCAUUUAUGUACGUAGUCAAUAGAAAAGAAAAUGUGACGACAUUUUGGGGGGCAAGAGACUUCAUGUUAAGAGUGAACAUUUUUAAGGUUUUCUUAUCGGUGAAAGAAACUUACCUGGAAUAAUGCUGCCAGAGACUGAGUGGAAAUUACCCCUUGCUAAGGUGCCAUUCUUAUGAGCCAGGGAAAUGGUGUUUAAAAGUUCAUCUUGAGGGAAUAACGUGUAAUACAAUUUGAAAUAAAGGUGUAGUAACCUUAUGAAGAAGAGCAUUAUAACUGAUAACAUUGUGAAUGGGGUGAAUUUGUUAAAUGAAUAACUUUGAUAAAGUUUUCCUGCACAGGCAAAAUGUAUUCUCUAGGCUUCUAAGUAAUCUGCUUUUACUUUGUAAUUUGUACGUAGACCUCAAGACUUUUUUUUUUUUUUUAAAUAAAGUCCAUCCUUACACUUAGGUUU